CUGACAUUCUCAAAAAUUCAGAAAAAUUAGAUAAUCCAGAAUUAAAUGAUAAUUUCGAUAUUUUAGCAACAUACUAUAGUGAAAUUUCUUGUGAUAAUACUGGUUGUUUAUUAAAAGAUUGGAAUUUUUAUAUGUGUUAUCAAUUUGAUAAAGAUGAACGAAACGUGUGCAUGCUUCCUGAAGAAGAUGAAAUAAAUACAAAUAUAUUUGAUACAGCAAAUUUUGCAUUAAUUGUGAUAGUUGAUUAUAUGCAAGGAUUUUUUAAAAUAAGAAGACUUCAAAAUAAAAUCCCACCACCAAAUCCACAACAACCAAAUGAACAAGAUCUUAUAUAUAUUACAGAUCUGAAUAGUUAUUUCUUAGGCCAACAAUUUUCAUUUAAUGCAGAUCAAACAG
Messenger RNA from Racocetra fulgida, 396 nucleotides. NCBI's taxonomy places the organism in Eukaryota, Fungi, Glomeromycota, Glomeromycetes, Diversisporales, Gigasporaceae. The record is from the annotation of a GenBank genome assembly.